Molecule: messenger RNA, 934 nt
Organism: Chara braunii
Lineage: Eukaryota; Viridiplantae; Streptophyta; Charophyceae; Charales; Characeae
Source: the annotation of a GenBank genome assembly
CGCCCUCUUCAUCUAUCUUCACCGCUUGUGAGUUCAUCAACUGCUGCGCGGCUUCUCUGGGUCGUCCUCUCUCGCCUCUUCUGGAAUCUCUCUAGGAGCGAGGCUGCAAAGCCCACAAAAUACUACUUAACGUCAACGCACUUCGAAACGGUUCGUCAGCAGAGGAUCACGUGUAUCAAGAUGAAGGACGAGGUGCUUAUCGAGGAGAAGCCCACGUUGGCUGGCAUCGAGGUGGCCAACCCGAACCCUCUGGGCCUGACUGCCUUCGCGCUCACCGCAUUCACCAUGUCCAUGUUCAGCACGGGUCUGCUGCCAGAGUCCGUCAGCAACGUCGGCUUGGCGAUGGGCUACUUCUUCGGCGGGGCGGGGAUGCUUCUGGCGGGGCUGUGGGCGUUCUUUACGCGUAGCACCUUCGGCGCCACGGCCUACUGCUCCUACGGCUUCUACUUCCUCGCGUACACCUACUACAUGGUGGAGAUGGAGAAAGACGCGGAGAACCCCGACAAGACCCACGUGGCGCUGGGCGUGUUCCUGCUUGGGUGGACCAUCUUCACGAUCUGCAUGACCAUCAUCUCGUACAGGACGUUCCGCGCUCUGUUCAUCAUGUUCGUCUUCCUGACGUUCGAUUACUUCUUCAACAUGGUGGGUGCAUGGGCGGACUCGAAGAGCGCCACCAAGGCGGGAGGCUGGUUCGGCCUGAUGGCAGCGGCGACGGCCUUGUACUGCGCGAUGUCCAUAGUUGUAACGGACACGUGGAAGGAGGAGGUGCUGCCACUAGGACACUACAAGGCAUAGAGCCACACGUAGGAAAAAAAGAUCGGAACCAGUUUAGAGUCUUUAGACUGCAGAGACUGUGAGGUGGCUGAGUGUGUGUGACCCAUAGGACCGUAGUAGAACGUGACACAUCGCAAAAAAACAAACGACAUAGGAUUCC